Molecule: messenger RNA, 1629 nt
Organism: Hyla sarda
Lineage: Eukaryota; Metazoa; Chordata; Amphibia; Anura; Hylidae
Product: ficolin-1-like
Exons: 9
Coding region: 531-1418 (295 amino acids)
Source: RefSeq, a predicted model, not a curated record
UGACAUGUGGCCUAUGUGUAGGUAGGCUUAGCAGUAGCAAACCUAAGACCAACUUUCCUUGUCUCCUCAUCAAGAGCAGAGCUGAGAGACUCACGUGUGGCUCUGGCAAAACUCUUCAGUACCAGAUAUACACAUUCAUAAAGCAAACCUUUUAACUCUCCGUCAUCCAACAACUUUUUUUAGUAUGGUAGCUGGCACAGUACUGGGACACUACUCAUGUCCAGGUAAGUCAAUAUCCUGGGGUCAGAGACCAGAAUAUCCCAACUGUGGUAGGUAUUGCUCAGUAUCUUUUAUUGGCAUUUUGAAGAUUGAUGGAUAUUUUUUGUUAAAUAAAAUACAUGUGAAUGUAUCCAAAUAUAGGAAAUACAAAAUAAUUUCCGAUAAAUUUUGUAUCACACCUCAGAAUAUGCAAUAUGAAGGGAUAAAACUACUUAGAAGGUCACAGUCCGUGCUCACACUUAUAUUGUGUAAAGGGGGCACCUAUCAAUGUAUGAAGAAAGUUGUUGGUGUUUUCAGGUGGCAAAGAGCAGAUGACUGUUCUUCAAGGAUGUCCGGGGGUCCCAGGUACCCAAGGAGAUAAAGGAGAACGUGGACCACCAGGAGAAAGAGGUUCUCCUGGAAGUCCAGGAAAGGCCGGGCCACCGGGGGUGACAGGUCCUCCGGGAAGUCCAGGAAAGGAUGGGCCACCAGGGAUGAAAGGAGACCGAGGUGCUUCAGGGCUUCAAGGACCAAAAGGAGAUAAGGGAGAUCCAGGCUCUCCGGAAGCUUUGUACACUGCUCGGGACUGUAAAUCUCUGCUGGAGAAAGGUUUUACCCUCAGUGACUGGUACAUUAUAUACCCUGAUGGAAAACAACCGCUAAGAGUCCUAUGUGACAUGCACACCGACGGGGGCGGCUGGAUUGUCUUCCAGAGACGUUACGAUGGUUCUGUUGAUUUCCUACGUGAUUGGGCGUCUUACAAGAUGGGAUUCGGCAGCCGCCUAUCUGAGUUCUGGAUGGGGAAUGAAAACAUCCACAAGAUAACCUCAUCCGGUACAUGGGAGCUGCGCAUUGAUCUCCAGGACUUCGAGACCAAAAACUCCUUUGCUAAAUACAAGUCUUUCAAAGUGAUGGAAGAAAGUGAGAAAUACAAGUUGUUACUUGGAGACUUUAUCGGUGGUGAUGCAGGAGAUUCUAUGACGUAUCAUAAUGGGAUAAAGUUCUCCACCCUGGACCAAGACAAUGACGUUGAUAUUGGAAGCUGUGUGAAUUCACACAAGGGAGGCUGGUGGUAUAAAGCCUGCCACUAUGCCAACCUGAAUGGAUUCUACCAUCCCGGGAAACAUGAAACCUAUGCUGACGGCAUUAACUGGAGAACGGGAAAGGGUUAUAACUAUUCCUACAAGAGAUCGGAGAUGAAAGUCAGACCUGUGGGAUAAAGGAGAGAAGUUCAGUACUCAGGUCAUUCUCGUCUGUCUAGUUGUUUGUGAAGUCCCAGAGUGGGAUCACCUUGUGCUACUACAGACAUUGUUGGGUUGCGGUUCCCUUAAAGGUCCCCAGCUCUAGGACAGGUCUUUGCCUUCAAAUGGUCUUGCUAUGGAAAUGUAAUUUCUGAUGUCUUUGUUUAUAGCAUACACUGUUUUUAAAUGA